AUAGCCGAAUAUCUCCGAUUAUGGGUAUGCCAGAUUCGAGGGCUUCCGAAGAGAUUCGAUUCAAAGCCCCGGCAAGCCGAAAACAAACGAGCCUGCAAGACAGAUGGGAGGGGCCAGCCGCUAGGUAGAUGGAAAAAGCCGAUUGGUACCGAUGUGGGGACGGAAACGACCGAACAGCUCCGGAGAAACCCGGGGAAUUCUGAGCGGUAAUAGAGGGGUAGACUAUGGCAGUGGGCGGGGCCAAUCCGGUCCGUUCGAAGGGCGUUGGCGGAAAUUACCGAAGAUGCCCGAAGCCGUCGGGACGGACCCGAGUACCUCACGCAAGAUGGCGGAGCUGGAGGAGGUGACUCUGGACGGGAAGCCUCUUCAGGCUCUGCGGGUGACCGACCUGAAGGCCGCACUGGAGCAGCGAGGCCUAGCCAAGAGCGGGCAGAAGAGUGCACUGGUCAAGCGGCUCAAAGGGGCUCUAAUGCUAGAAAAUUUACAAAAACACUCAACACCCCAUGCUGCAUUCCAGCCAAAUUCACAGAUCGGGGAGGAGAUGAGCCAGAACAGCUUCAUAAAGCAGUAUCUGGAGAAGCAGCAGGAGCUACUUAGGCAGCGCCUGGAACGGGAAGCUCGGGAGGCUGCGGAACUUGAAGAGGCCUCAGCUGAGUCGGAGGACGAGAUGACCCAUCCUGAGGGAGUGGCUUCCCUGCUGCCUCCUGACUUUCAGAGCAGCCUGAACAGACCAGAGCUGGAGCUCAGCACACAUUCGCCCCGAAAGAGCUCCUCUUUUUCUGAAGAAAAAGGAGAAUCUGAUGAUGAGAAGCCGAGGAAAGGAGAAAGACGAUCAUCCAGAGUUAGACAGGCAAAAUCUAAACUCCCUGAGUACAGUCAGGCUGCUGAGGAGGAAGAGGAUCAAGAGACACCAUCUAGAAACCUGAGGGUCAGAGCAGAUCGAAAUUUAAAAAUAGAGGAGGAGGAAGAAGAAGAGGAGGAAGAAGAAGAUGAUGAUGAAGAGGAAGAGGAGGUAGAUGAGGCACAGAAAUCUGGAGAUGCUGAGGCACCAACCCUGAAGCAGUUUGAGGAUGAAGAAGGGGAAGAGAGGACCAGACCAAAACCAGAAAAGGUGGUGGAUGAGAAACCCCCAGUCAUAAGAUCCCAGGAAAAGGAUGAGUUAGAGAAAGGAGGGCGAGUUACUAGAUCCCAAGAAGAAGCUAGAAGAAGUCAUCUGGCCAGACAGCAACAAGAGAAAGAGACACAAAUUGUUUCUCUCCCUCAAGAAGAAAAUGAGGUAAAGUCUUCACAAGGUUUGGAGGAAAAAUCCCAGUCUCCUUCCCCACCUCCACUUCCUGAAGACCUAGAGAAGGCCCCUGUUGUGCUGCAGCCAGAACAGAUAGUCAGUGAAGAGGAAACACCCCCACCUUUACUUACCAAGGAAGCGUCAUCUCCACCAACUCAUAUACAACUCCAGGAAGAGAUGGAGCCAGUGGAAGGCCCAGCACCCCCUGUCCUCAUUCAGUUAUCUCCUCCUAACACAGAUGCUGGAGCCAGGGAGCCACUAGCGUCUCCUCAUACGGUGCAGCUGGUAAGAAGCCUGUCUCCUUUGUCAGGUACUACAGACACCAAAGCAGAGUCUCCAGCAGGGAGAGUGUCAGACGAGAGUGUCCUGCCUCUGGCUCAGAAAAGCUUACUGCCUGAAUACUCCGCCCAGAAGGGUGUUGACAGUGAGCAUGACAAGUCUGCUCCCCUCCCUCUAACAGUAGAGGAGUCAGCACCCGCCAAAGGCAUCACUGAGGAACCUAUGAAGAAACAGUCUUUGGAACAGAAGGAGGGCAGAAGAGCUUCCCACGCUCUCUUCCCAGAGCACAGUGUGAAGCAGUCAGCCGACUCAUCCUCUAGCAGGUCCUCCUCCCCUUCAUCCUCCAGCUCUCCAUCCAGAUCUCCAUCUCCUGACAGUGCGGCUUCCCACCCACAGUCGUCUCCAGGAUCUAAGCAGAGAGAUGGAGCCCAAGCACGAGUUCAUGCCAACCCUCACGAGAGGCCCAAGAUGGGCUCCAGGUCAACUUCAGAGUCCAGGUCACGUUCCCGAUCUCGUUCCCGUUCCGCGUCAAGCAGCAGCAGAAAAUCUCUGAGCCCUGGAGUCUCCAGAGAUAGCAACACCAGCUACACUGAAACCAAAGAUCCCUCUUGUGGUCAGGAGGCUGCAGCUCCGUCUGGGCCACAGCUGCAGGUCCUUGAACCAAAGGAGAAGGCUCCCACGUUCUCAGCGUCUGUCCGGGGGAGGCAUCUGAGCCAUCCUGAGCCAGAGCAACAGCAUGUGAUCCAGAGGUUGCAGCUGGAGCAGGGGAGCCCAAAGAAGUGUGAAGCUGAAGAGGCAGAGCCACCAGCUGCCACACAGCCUCAAACCUCAGAGACUCAGAUAUCUCAUCUGCCAGAAUCAGAAAGGACUCAUCACACUGUUGAAGAGAAGGAGGAAGUGACCAUGGACACCAGUGAAAACAGACCUGGAAAUGAGGUGCCUGAGCCGCCUCUGCCUGUUGCAGACCAAGUUAGCAAUGAUGAGCGCCCAGAAGGCGGUGCUGAAGAAGAGGAAAAGAAAGAGAGUUCGAUGCCCAAGUCUUUCAAGAGGAAAAUCUCCGUUGUCUCAGCUACCAAGGGGGUGCAAGCUGGAAACAGUGACACAGAGGGGGGCCAGCCUGGUCGAAAACGUCGUUGGGGAGCCAGCACUGCUACGACACAGAAGAAACCGUCUAUCAGUAUCACCACUGAGUCACUCAAGAGCCUCAUCCCCGACAUCAAACCCCUGGCGGGGCAGGAGGCUGUUGUGGAUCUUCAUGCUGAUGACUCCCGAAUCUCUGAGGAUGAGACAGAGCGUAAUGGCGACGAUGGGACCCAUGACAAGGCACUGAAGAUAUGCCGGACAGUCACUCAGGUAGUACCCGCAGAGGGCCAGGAGAAUGGGCAGAGGGAAGAGGAAGAAGAGAAAGAGCCUGAAGCCGAGCCGCCGGCGCCACCCCAGGUGUCAGUGGAGGUUGCCUUGCCCCCGCCUGUGGAGCACGAAGUGAAGAAAGUAACACUAGGAGAUACCUUAACCCGGAGGUCCAUCAGCCAACAGAAGUCUGGGGUUUCCAUUACAAUUGAUGACCCGGUCCGGACCGCCCAGGUGCCCUCCCCACCCAGGGGCAAGAUCAGUAACAUUGUCCACAUCUCCAACCUGGUUCGUCCCUUCACUUUAGGCCAGCUGAAGGAGUUAUUGGGGCGUACAGGAACUUUGGUGGAAGAGGCCUUCUGGAUAGACAAGAUCAAAUCUCAUUGCUUUGUGACGUACUCUACAGUAGAGGAAGCCGUUGCCACCCGCACAGCUCUGCACGGGGUCAAGUGGCCCCAGUCCAACCCCAAAUUCCUUUGUGCUGACUAUGCUGAGCAAGAUGAGCUGGACUAUCACCGGGGACUCUUGGUAGAUCGGCCAUCUGAAACUAAGGCAGAGGAACAGGGAGCACCAAGGCCCCUGCAUCCCCCACCCCCACCCCCAGUCCAGCCACCGCCCCACCCCCGGGCUGAGCAGCGGGAGCAGGAAAGGGCUGUCCGAGAGCAGUGGGCAGAACGGGAACGGGAAAUGGAGCGCCGGGAAAGGACUCGGUCUGAGCGAGAAUGGGAUCGGGACAAAGUUCGAGAGGGACCCCGAUCCCGAUCACGGUCCCGUGACCGCCGCCGGAAAGAGCGAGCAAAAUCUAAAGAAAAGAAGAGUGAAAAGAAAGAGAAAGCCCAGGAGGAGCCACCUGCCAAGCUGCUGGAUGACCUCUUCCGUAAGACCAAGGCAGCUCCCUGCAUCUAUUGGCUCCCUCUGACUGAGAGCCAAAUUGUUCAGAAGGAGGCAGAGCAAGCUGAACGGGCCAAGGAGCGGGAGAAGCGGCGAAAGGAACGAGAAGAAGAAGAACAAAAGGAACGGGAGAAGGAAGCUGAGCGAGAAAGGAACCGGCAGCUCGAACGGGAGAAGAGGAGGGAGCACAGCAGGGAGAGAGAGAGGGACAGGGAGAGAGAGCGGGACAGGGGUGACCGAGAGCGGGAGAGGGAGCGAGACCGAGACCGAGGCAGGGAGAGGGAUCGCAGAGACACCAAGCGCCACAGCAGAAGCCGGAGUCGAAGCACACCUGUACGGGACCGGGGUGGGCGCCGCUAGCCAAGAAAACACUAGAGAGCUGCAGGUACCUGCCACUUGGCCCUGGGAGGUCAAAGGCCACAGAGGGAUAGGUACAGUCACCACCACCCUGGAACCAAGGGUCUCACACCAUUGCUCAGUGCUGAACUAUAACUGCCACACAUCCCCUCAUAUCAAAUGGAGCAGUGGCAAUCUCCCUGUUCCCCAACCUAACUCUUGGAACUUGGCCCUCUCCUUUCUUCCUGUUAAGUCUGAGAGGGAAGAGCUAGGCUAUGAAGGGAAGAUGUGGCCGUACAUGGGAAUAACCAGUGUCCCACGCUCAUUUUCCCUCCAUCCUGCGUUCCACCUCCCUUGGUACUCACAGCCUUUUGGGAACAGCUGGGGCCAGGACUAGGUCACCUAUGAGCUGAAUCAGCCUCUCCUGAGUCCCAGGCCCCUGCAGUUCCCUGGUUCUCUGGCCUGCAGCCUCUUGCCCUCUGGUUCCACUUUAUAUCCACCUUUUCCUUUUGUUCAAUUUUUAUUUUUAUUUUUUUUAUUAUUAAAUGAUGUGGUCUAUGGAAAAAAAAUAAAAAUCUGACUUAGUUUUGACUAGCA
Molecule: messenger RNA, 4738 nt
Organism: Mus caroli (Ryukyu mouse)
Lineage: Eukaryota; Metazoa; Chordata; Mammalia; Rodentia; Muridae
Source: RefSeq, a predicted model, not a curated record